AUGGCAACUCUUCAACUUCCACAACAUUUUCAAACUACAAUAAAUAAUAAUAAUGCAAAUAAUAUAAACAUUUCAAAAAGUUUACCACAAUCACCAAUUACAACUACAAGAAAUCAAUAUUAUUUUUACUCGAAAUCACAACAUAACUCACCAUGUAUAUUAUCACAAAUCCAACAAGCUAGAGAAUUAUUAAAUACACUUGAACAACAAUAUAAAAAUAAAAAUAAAUGUACAAUUGAAUAUGAUAGUAGUAGUUUAAAUAGUUUAAAAGAUGUUCAAAAUAGUAUUAUAGAAUUAAAUAAAAAUUUAAAUAGUACCGAAAAUAAUAAUAAUAAUAAUUAUAAUAAUAAUAAUAAUAAUAAUAAUAAUAAUAAUAAUAAUAAUAAUAAUAAUAAUAAUAAUAAUAAUAAUAAUAAUAAUAAUAAUAUUAAGAAUAAUAAUAAUAAUAUUAAUAUAUACAAUAGUAAUUAUAGUAACAAUAUAAAUAGUAUCACCAACCACCCAACUGUAAAUAAUUUAAAAAGUAACGAAUUACAAAAUAAUAAUCCUUUUAACAAUGUAUCACCAUUGAUAAUUAGUGAGGGAAAUCCUAUAAUUUUAGCAAAUAAUUAUAAUUAUAAUAAUAAUAACAACAAUAGUAAAGAUUAUAUCAAUAAUAACGAACAUGUAAUUGAAAUGAAUACUAUUUUAUCGAAUAAUAAUAAUAAUAAUAAUAAUAACACAAAUAAUAAUAAUAAUAAUAAUAGUAACAAUUUGAGAAAUGAUGAUUUUAGUGAUUUAGUUGAUAUUGAUGUGAGCGAGAAUCAACCACAAACACAACAACAGCAACAGCAACAACAACAACUAGAAGAAGGAGAAGAAGAAAUUACAGAAGCACAAAGAAUUAGAGAAGAAAGAAUUCAAGAGAUUAGAAUUAGAAUUCAAAAUGAAACUUUAUUAAAGAAUUUUACAAGAUGGAAUAUUGUUUAUGGUUUAUUUGGUUUAUUAACUGUGGUAUCUACAGUUUGUAUGUUUAUAUUAGGUUUUGUAAAUACAAAAGAUAAUAUAAUUUACGCUGGAAUUGGUCUUAGUACAUUGGGUUUCAUUGUAAUCAAUCAUUCAAUUCAUAUAGCCUAUAGAAAAUCUAGAAGAAAUAUUGAAAACUUUCAAGAGGAAUUCAUUAGAAUUCAUGAACAAAAUAUAAAUGACUCUGAUUUUGAUCCAACUUCAAUUCCUUCAAAAUUAGAAAAAUUAACUAUUGGUAUCUUGUCUUCCCCAAAUUUCAAUCAAAUCACCCCAAUAUUAUCCCCAAUUAAUUCUAAAUUAUUAAAUAAUAAUAAUAAUAAUAAUAAUAAUAAUAAUAAUAAUAAUAAUAAUAAUAAUAAUAGCAAUCAAAACAGUAAUAAUAAUAAUCAAAAUAAUAAUAAUAAUAAUAAUAAUCAAAAUGAUAUUGAUAAUAAUAAUAAUAAUAAUAAUAAUGAUAAUGGAGCCAAUGUUACAACCCCUUAG
Messenger RNA from Dictyostelium discoideum AX4, 1488 nucleotides. RefSeq lists its product as hypothetical. Lineage: Eukaryota; Evosea; Eumycetozoa; Dictyosteliales; Dictyosteliaceae. The coding region runs from base 1 to 1488 and encodes 495 amino acids. The transcript has a single exon. The record is from RefSeq and is a predicted model, not a curated record.